Pyricularia grisea is the source of this 1503-nucleotide messenger RNA. RefSeq lists its product as uncharacterized. The record is from RefSeq and is a predicted model, not a curated record. NCBI's taxonomy places the organism in Eukaryota, Fungi, Ascomycota, Sordariomycetes, Magnaporthales, Pyriculariaceae. The transcript has a single exon. The coding region runs from base 1 to 1503 and encodes 500 amino acids. Gene Ontology annotation, molecular function: ATP binding; metal ion binding.
AUGGCUGUCCUGACAUUUCGGGAUACCACAAAAACGCUGGGGAUAAUCCUGCUGAGCAUCCUCACUCUGCCCUUCUCACUCACAGUUACCAGUUUGCUGUUUCUCGCGCACCUCAUCAUCGGCCACUACCCCCGUCAAGCUACCAAGUUUCAAGUCCAAUAUGAAGCGGACUUUAAAAAUAUUCCAUGUCAAAAGACAAUCCUCGUUACAGGCGUCGGCAUGACCAAGGGCCUGACCCUCGCCCGGGCCUUCCACCGCCAAGGCCACCGAGUCCUCGGCGCUGACUUCGAAGACGCCUUGGUCCCCUCCUCCGGGCGCCAAUCACGAAGUCUAUCAAACUUCCACUCUCUACGCAAACCAAGCUCUAAACUUUUAUCAUCGUCCUACACAGCCCAGCUUGUCGACCUCGUAACCCGCGAAAAUGUGGACCUAUGGGUGUCCUGCUCUGGUGUCGCAACAGCCGCCGAGGAUGGUGCGGCUGCUGACCAGAUCGAGCAAUUGACGAACUGCAGGUGCGUGCAGUUUACAGAAAAGGUCACAACCAGGUUACACGAAAAGAACAGCUUCAUCCGCGAGACGAUACGACUGGGUCUGCGCGUACCCGAAACGCACGAAGUUGCCGCGCACCAAGACGUCCUACGCGUUCUAGACCGUUCCGGGAGGGGACGGCGCUUCAUCAUGAAGCCCGUCGGUAUGGACGAUGCGCACCGAGGCAAUAUGACGCUCCUACCUCUUGCUACUCCUGCGGAGACAAAGAAGCAUGUUUUGGAUCUGCCCAUAUCGAGUGCGACCCCGUGGAUCGUGCAACAGUUUAUUCCUGGUGAACGCGAAUACUGCACCCAUGCGCUUAUCGUCAAGGGACAAGUUAAGUUGUUUACGGCUUGUCCCAGCUCCGAGCUGUUGAUGCAUUACAAGGCGUUGCCAGCGCACUCUCAGCUGUUCAGGGACAUGUUGAAGUUCACCAAGGACUUUUGUGCAAAGUCCGAGGAUAGCAAGUCGAUGACGGGUCAUCUAAGCUUUGAUUUUAUGGCCGAUGAGAAUGGUGCACUUCACGCUAUCGAAUGCAAUCCGCGUGUGCAUACUGCUGUUGUGCUAUUUUCGCAACCUAGGAAGGUGGCGAGGGAUAUGGUGCAGGCUUAUCUGUCUGUUCUGGAGGAUGACGAGUCCCAAGCCAAUGUAAAUGGCCAUGUAAAUGAGAUCGUGUUGCCGGAUCCCCAUGCUGCUCCCCGAUAUUGGAUCGGCCAUGAUGUGGUAGAGCUGGGACUCUUGCCUAUUAUCAAGAUGAUCAGGGGAGAUGCAAAGCUAUCCAAGGUCAAGGAAAGUGUCACGGAGCUCUGGUUGCACAUCAAAUCUUGGAAAGAAGGCUCCUUUGAGGCACAAGACCCUUUGCCGACGUUGAUGCUAUAUCAUGUUUACUGGCCCCUAACUGUGGCUGCAGCCUGGUGGCAUGGUCGCAGAUGGAGCAGGCUCAAUGUCAGCACUACUAAGAUGUUCAUGGUGUAA